Molecule: messenger RNA, 1667 nt
Organism: Lucilia cuprina (Australian sheep blowfly)
Lineage: Eukaryota; Metazoa; Arthropoda; Insecta; Diptera; Calliphoridae
Product: cytoplasmic dynein 1 intermediate chain-like
Exons: 5
Coding region: 201-1634 (477 amino acids)
Biological process (GO): transport along microtubule
Cellular component (GO): cytoplasmic dynein complex
Molecular function (GO): dynein light chain binding; dynein heavy chain binding
Source: RefSeq, a predicted model, not a curated record
AUAGUUUAAGUGAUAAAUUGCAUAAAUUAAAAUGUUGCAAUUUGCCAAUAACCGAAAUUCCUCCAGUUGAGAUUGCAACUUAUUCAAAAGAGACUCAAACUGAUAUUUCUAGACUUUAUAGACAUAAUGACCUUUCUUUAAAAGAUGUUUAUGAAGAUCACGAUAGAGAAUAUCAAGAUGAUGUAUCACCUUUAAAGCUGAUGUGUAAGUUUUCAUCAAAUUUACCACCUGGUAUUUUAAGUCCUGGCUUACCCAAAGUAAUGGAUAUGCCACCGGCAUUAACUCCUAUAGAUAAAGAAGAAAAUCCUUGGAACUAUUUAAAGGAAAAGAGAAAAAAAAUAUUGGUGGAAAAAGUUGAAGAAAUAGUUUUAUCGGAAGAUUUUCAAAAUUCUCUCAAACGCGUUAGUCUUGCUAUGGAGAAAGUUAUAAGCACGAAUAGAAACAUAUAUGUUGACUAUAUUGGUGGGACAAAUUAUGAUUGGGAUUAUGAAAACAAUUCAAAGGGGCCAAUUAGUUUAAAUCAAAAUUUCUAUGAUAAAAGUAUAACCGAUGAACGUUGUAUUACAUGUAUAGACUGGUCCUCCCAUAAUACUGAUCAAAUAGCUGCGUCAUAUUAUAAAAAUGAGCCAGAUACUCUGACAAAUGCUGAAGGAGAUGUUAUAAUUUGGAACCGUAAUUUUAAGACAGAAACACCAGAACAUGUAUUCUAUUGUCAUAGUCCUGUUAUGUCGAUUUGUUUUACAAAAUUCAAUCCUAACUUAAUAAUAGGAGCCACAUAUUCGGGUCAAAUUGUGUUGUGGGACAAUCGGGUUAAAACCUCAAUACCGAUACAAUGCACAAAGUUAAACUCAAAAGCACAUAAUCAACCUAUAUACUGUUUACGUGUAAUUGAUAAUGAUGAUAGUUCGCAUAAUAUAAUAUCUAUAUCUUCGGAUGGUAAAAUGUGUUCUUGGAGUUUGGAUAUGCUGGGCUUGCCUUUGGAUGUUAUGCAAUUGCAAUUAGAAGUCUCGGAAAAGGUAAAAAAGCCUAUAACUGUUAAUUGUAUGGAUUUUCCUUCGAAUGGUAUAAAUAAUAUGAUUAUAGGUGCAGAAGAUGGUUGUGUAUAUUCGGCUUUUCGUUUCGGUUAUGCGUCUGGCAUAACAAAUCGUUAUGAAAAACAUGAAGCUCCCAUUACGAGCAUCUCUACGCACUAUAAUCAAGAUACAUCGACGAAUUUUGGAAAUUUAUUUCUUACUUCAUCCUUAGAUUGUACCAUUAAAUUAUGGUCUCUAGAAAGUGAGCAACCUUUACACACUCUUAAAAAUAACUAUGACUAUGUUAUGGACUUGGCCUGGUCACCCAUACAUCCAGCUCUUUUUGUUGCCGUCGAUGGUGCUGGUCAUAUAGAUUUAUAUAAUCUUAAUGACAAUAUACAAGAACCCAUAAAAUCUAUAACAUCUAAAGGAGAUACAGCUAUAAACCGUUUGAAAUGGCAUAAGGAUGGACAACACAUUGCGGUUGGUACUGAUAAUGGUGAAUUGUGUGUGUAUAAUAUUGUGGAGGAUCUAGCAAAUCCAGUUAAUACUGAUUGGCCGACGUUUAGUGAAACACUUUAUGAUAUAAGAUUGAAUUGUGCCAUUGAAAGUUGUGAAUAAAUUAUGCAAAUUAUUUUGAUUUACUCAACAAGA